Molecule: messenger RNA, 1890 nt
Organism: Aedes aegypti (yellow fever mosquito)
Lineage: Eukaryota; Metazoa; Arthropoda; Insecta; Diptera; Culicidae
Product: polyserase-2
Exons: 4
Coding region: 129-1838 (569 amino acids)
Biological process (GO): proteolysis
Molecular function (GO): serine-type endopeptidase activity
Source: RefSeq, a predicted model, not a curated record
CCGUUGAAUCAGUAAGGCUUGGACAGCAGAAGAAUAAGGUUUAAAUCGGCGGAUCAUCUCCCUUCGCGCAUUGCACCAGCCAGCGAAUGUGACUCAAAACAAAACACGCAAGGGAAUCCCGCAGAACUAUGAGAUCAAAAGCUAUCAGCACGGUACUUCCCCUGGUUUGCUUUACAUUGGCCGGGCUGUCAGCUUACCGCUGCUUGGCCGAUAAAGGAGUGAAUUGUGGGCAGCGUCAGUUGAGCUUUCUGGCUUUGAUAAAGUCGGGAAAAGCCGCAAAUGAAGGCGAUUGGCCAUGGCAUACAGCUGUUUUUAAAAAGGAUGUCGGAUACAUUUGUGGAGGAACCAUAAUUAGUGAAAACUUCAUUUUGACAGCUGCACACUGUACAACCUAUUACCGAACGCUUAUUCCACCAGAUAAUUUCCUCGUCAAAUUGGGCCUUCAUAACAAAAGUCAUCCAUAUGACCACACGGCAACCCUUGAAAUUGUAGAGGUCAUUCGGCACAAUGAUUUCAACACGGAAAAUAUGAAAAAUGAUAUUGCGUUACUUAGGACCGAAGAUGAUAUCGUAUAUUCUGAUUAUAUACAACCGAUCUGCCUGUGGCCUCAGGACAGGUCAAGUUUGAACGAGGUUUUAUCAUCCAGCGGUUACGUUAUCGGUUGGGGACUAGGAGACGAAGACAAACCCAUCGAUAUCCUGCAAGAAGCAACACUUUCCGUGGUAGAUCGUGCCACGUGCCUGAAGAGCAAGCCAUUGCAUUUCGAGAAACUGCUUUCGGAAAAUAACAGCAACUUUUGUGCUGGUAACCGUAACGAGACAAAUGUGUGCGAUGGUGAUAGCGGUGGUGGAAUGUUUUUCGAGCUUGGCAAUGCUUGGUACAUACGAGGUUUGGUCAGUACCGGAGUUCGUUCCAAAAACAGCAGACAUUGCGAUCCUCAGCAGUUCGUAGUUUUCACUGAUAUUCCGUAUUAUCUGAAGUGGAUGCACGAUCACCAACAGAUGGCUAAGAAACGAAAUUUACUAGAUUUGGGUAAUUGUGGACUAGAUGAACAUAGCUUGACAACGGAAGAAAUUGACAAACCAGUAUUUUUACAAUAUCCUUGGACUGCAAUGCUGGAGUUCAAAGGAGAUUUAUCCACGACUAUUCACCCAUUCUGCAAUGGAGCACUCAUUCACCCUCAAUUCGUAGUCACGGUUGGACAUUGUGUGGAUAGCAAUUUUAAAAAGUACAAACUUAAAUCGGUUCGCUUGGGAGAAUACAAUCAGAAGACGAACCCUGAUGUCGGUAAAAAGAUAAACGGAAGGGAAGUCAGUACUAAUAUACAAUCAAUCGAUAUAGAAAAGGUGUUCAAGCAUCCAGAGUUCAAUAAACCACGCUACGAUAACAACAUUGCACUGCUGAAAUUGAAAUUCCCUGCCGACAUUGAUCGACCCAAUGUGAAACCAAUUUGCAUUCCAACUCUAGAAGAUCAUAAUGAGCAGUACGUUGUCAGCGGUUGGAAACGUGUUGGCAAAGAGUCUCAUGUUUUGACUAGAGACUUGACUCUGCUGGAAGAUGCUGACACUUGUAGAGAAGUCUACAGGAAGUUCAAUAUUCAUACGUCGGUGAACCACAUCUGUGGAACGUAUUUCCAGGAAGACAUCCAGCAAUGUUUCCAUUUUAUGAGUGGUGCACCUAUGCAGUACGUAAAACGAGUUGACCAGAAAAAUCGUUACUUUCUGAAAGGGGUGUUCUCGUUUGGAUUUCCUGGUUGUAUGCUGAACUAUACAGACGUCUUUACGAGUAUCCACAAAUAUACCGACUGGAUAUCAAUAAUCGUUGAUCAAGAAACAUAAAGAAGAUAGUAGCAAAAUAAACUGGUUUUAAGCGCCUUAGUAAAAUUUUGAA